AUGGCAGCCCAGCCUGAAGCGCAGAAGCAGCCUUCAUGGUGGCAGAGGAUCUUCACCACUGCACCAAGAGGACAGUAUGCAGUGGAUGAAAAGCAGCAGGUCGUCAAGGAGAAUGAGUUCGUCAUCAUGCGCUGGAACUUGUUGUUCUUGAUCUUCGACUUCAUUAUCAUCCCGUUGCCCUUGUGGAUCGACAUCUUUUGCCCCAUCUUUGCCGCGGUCUAUGGCUUGUUCGUGGGAUGGUUGGGUGCCUUCCUCUUGACGGUUUGUGCCUGGCGUUCCUUGCAGGCCAACUACUUGAUGAACCGGGUGGUGGAUGACACUUGGGAAGACAAGAUCCCUCGCAACACCGACGAGGAGAGGCGUUUGGCGGAUAACUUGCAGCACUUGGUGAUGAUGUGUGGUUAUAAGGAGCCGAUGGAGGUGAUCUGCCAAUCCAUUGACUCCUUGGCGGCACAAUCCGUGGCUCACCGUCUCAUCGUGGUGAUUGGCCUCGAAGAAGGCACGCCCGAUGUGGCUGAGAAGGCUGCUCGCCUGAAGGAGCGCUAUGCAAGGUCCUUCAAGCGCUUCCACGUGACGAAGCAUCCAAAGCAGUGGGCCGGUGGCCGUGAGAUCCGUGGGAAGUGCUCCAAUGCCAACUACACCAUGCGUGCUGCCGUGACGCGCCUGGAGGAGUAUGGUGACCUGGAUUUGAGCUGCACCACCGCCACCAGCUGUGACACCGAUUCCAUCUUCGCACCGCGCUACUUCGAGAAUCUGGGCUAUCAGUUCUUGACCUCCCCCAAGGCCAAAGAGGUGGUUUGGCAGGCGCCACUUUACUACAAUCAUUUCUUAAAUGAAAGACCUUUCUAUGUCCGUGCCAUCGGCAUCAUGCGCGCAGCCUACAUGCUUGGCUUCUUGAUUCCCUUUAACAUCAACACCAUGUCGAUCUUCAGCUUCUCCUUGGACCUUUGCAUCAAAGGGGAGUUCUUCCAUGCACACUAUCAGAUGGACGACAUCAUCUACACCUUGACCUGCAUGCAGGCUCUCCAGAAGCGCGUGGAAAUUCUCAUGAUUCCUAUGCCAGUGGUCUCUGGCCCCACUAGUGGCGGCAGCCAAUGCGAGGAGUUCAGCGAGUGGUUCCGCCAGAGUGAGCGCUGGACAAUCGGUGCCUGUGAGGUCUUCCACUACUUCGUGGUGAAGCGUCGCCGCUACAACUGCGCAGCGGCCAUGUCCUAUGGCACUUGGUUCGUGAUCUACUAUGGCUUCAUUUUGUGCUCUCUUACCUUGACAGGACUUGCCGGAUUCAUCAACUAUGCUUUGGUCAACGCCAAACGCGACACCAUCCAGCAGAUGGCAGAACACACAGGCCAGUAUCCUUUGGAUGCUGCAGCCAACACUGGAGUGAUGAUCGCAGGCUUUUCCAGCCUUGCUUGGACCUACAUCGUUUUCCUGAUCUUUUUCUACCUUGAUCGUGAAGGUUGUAAGCUGAUCUAUCACUUGAAGAUGAAGCCACAGGGUGCUGAAGAUACUGGAUUCUGUCAGAACUUCAAGGAUUGGAUUUUGAUGUGGCCAAGUUUGGUGAUGUACUCAUGCGUGAGCUAUUGGGCCAUUAUCAAGGUCGCUUUCUACGGUAAGAGGGUUUGUGGCCACGAUCCGUCCAGCAAGGAUAAUUUGCGCGGGUUGCCGCUGGGUGAAGCCUUGACCUCCGAGGCCUCCACCGCCGCCGAAGCCUCUGAGAGUGACGCCUAA
Durusdinium trenchii is the source of this 1728-nucleotide messenger RNA. The record is from the annotation of a GenBank genome assembly. Lineage: Eukaryota; Dinophyceae; Suessiales; Symbiodiniaceae.